ACUUCCGUUGUCGCAACUCUCUCUCUAUAUGGCUCUGCCCUUCACUAAAAGUCUUGAAAAAGGGCCCUUUGUGAAAUAAUAGCUUUUCUUACUUUUGUUGCACUUCAUGGGGGCAAAAAAAGCCGUUUACGCACCGCAUACGUAACGCAUACGCACUGCACACGGAUUAUGUGUGAAACGGGCGUCAGGACCAUUUCAAUGUGAUGAAUGCGGACGUGUUUCAACGCAAACUAGCAACCAGAUUGAGGUUACCAUCUAAACAUUAUUUGUGUUUGCUCUCUGGAGCAAAGGCGCCAGUUUAGUUUUCUCGGCCACUACGCACUCAAGCUCCGUAUCAGGCCUGCCUGCAACGGGGUGGGAUGUGUGUACACAUUCGAGUGCACUAAUGAUAUUGUGACUGUUUUUUUUUCCUUUCCAUUUUGUGUAUUUUUGAAUUAUGUUAAAAGCUUAAAAGGGUUAGUAAAGCUUACAAAAGUUAUACGGAGUUAUAAGGUAAUUUGAUAGUAUAACUUAAAGUUAAACAGAAAUUAGAAAAGGUUUAUGCCUAUAUGAUUAACUUUAGUGAGUUAAAUAUAUUCAGAAAGUGACUUAAAAUUGAAAAUCCUGGCGUGAAACUGUAAAACGUGUUUAGUUACUGUUAAGAGGUUUGUUUUGACAUUUUAUUAGUUUUUUUUUGUUGUUUUCAUUUACAUUUUCAAAUUCACUUUCUUGAUCCAUUUAAUUUAAAUACAAAGUUCAAUUUCAUUGACAUUUAAUACAAUAUUUAUUGGUUUAAACGUUUAUUUGUGAGUUUGUGUGUGGGUGUUUUUUAGUUUAAAAGUAAUUUAUAAACAACAAUAUGCUAUAAGUAAACAGACUGCUUGCAUAAAGUGAUUCCUUGUAGGUUAAUCCAUAUUAGAAGACAGGGUUUAAAGAUCAUUUAGAAAUAAAAGAACUCGGUUCCUUAUCAAAAAACUCUGGCUUAGUGCAAAUGGUUGGUGGAUAGGGGUUACAUAUAUAUAAAAUCUUUUAAUAAUGAUUAAAAAUAAUAACAUUGCAAAAUAAUGUAUAAAAUAAUUUUUUUUAGGUGCUUAUGCACGCAACAGAAUGUAUAUGUUCAUUUCAACCCAGAAUCAGAAAUUGCAAGCUAUAUUAUGGCCUGAGAAUAAUUUUGUAAAUAUGUGUAGGGCUCUUAAUAGGAAAGAGGUUCCCCACCCCUGCUUUGAACCGUGUCGUGUGAGUGAGUGACCUCCACUGGUUCACUGUAGGUUUGCAUUCUUUACACUCUCAGAGUCUGUCUAUGAGGUUGUCACAAAGUGGACCUUUUUAUUACCUUACUGACACACCUGUUUGUCACACCUGCACAUAUUUCCUCAACAUUGAACCAGAAAACACCCUAGUUCAGACUAAACAUACUGCUGUAUGUGUCUAUUUGUGCAGUAAAAUGGCAGAAGCCAGAAUUUCAUGGUCUCAGGAUGAAUUCAGCUGUUCAAUCUGCCUAAAUGUACUGAAGGAGCCAGUGACCAUUCCCUGUGGUCACAGUUACUGUAUGAGCUGCAUUACAGUCUAUUGGGAUCAGGAGGAUCAGAAGAGAGUCUACAGCUGCCCUCAGUGCAGACAGACCUUCACUCCGAGACCUGUUUUAGGUAAAAACACCAUGCUGGCUGAAGUGGUGGAGAAACUCAAGAAGACAAAACUCCAAGCAGCUCAUCCUGCUCAAUAUAAUAGUGAACCUGCAGAUAUGAAGUGUGACGUCUGUACUGGGAGAAAAUAUCAAGCUGUUAAGUCCUGUCUGGUGUGUCUGAACUCUUUCUGUAAAAAUCACCUUGAACAACAUGAGAAUCUCUUCAAAAGUAAGAGACACAAUUUGAUUGCUGCUACUCCAAGACUGCAGCAGAUGAUCUGCCCACAACAUGAUAAACUGCUGGAUUUGUAUUGUCGUACUGACCAUCUGUGUAUUUGUACACUAUGUAUGGUGAACGAGCACAAAACCCAUGACACUGUAUUAGUUGCAGAAGAAUGGAAAAAGAAACAGAAACUCUUGGAUAAAACUCAGGAGAAAUUCAGACAGAAAAUCCAGGAAAGACAGGAGAAGAUUCAGGAGCUGAGAGAGACUGUGGAGUCUCACAAGCGAUCUGCACAGUCAGCAGUGAAGGACAGUGAGAGGAUCUUUACUGAGCUGAUCCGCUCCAUUGAGAGAAGCCGCUCUGAGGUGACACAGCUGAUCAGAGAUCAGGAAAAGGCUGCAGUGAGUCGAGCUGAAGGACUCUUGGAGCGACUGGAGCAGGAGAUUGCUGAUCUGAGGAAGAGAGAUGCUGAACUGGAGCAGCUUUCACACACAGAGGAUCACAUCCAUUUCCUCAAGAGUUUCCAGUCUCUCUUCGUCACUCCUGAAUCUGCAGACUCAGCCAAACUCGCUGUCAGUUCUCUCCCCUCAUUUGAUGGUAUAGAAAAGUCUGUCUCUCAUCUGAAAGAGCAAAUUGAGGAUUUCUGCAAAGAGGAGAUACAAAAUAUAUCUGAUAGAGUGACAACUAUUGAGAUCAUUUCCAACCCUGAACCCAAGAGAAGGGAGGAGUUCCUUCAGUAUUUCCGUCAAUUCAACCCAGAUGAAAACACAGUGCAUAAAAACCUCUGUCUGUCUGAGGGGAACAGAGUGAUUGCCACCACUAGAAGCAUCCAGCCGUAUCCUGAUCAUCCAGACAGAUUUGAUUAUCAUUACCAGGUGCUGAGUAAAGACAGUGUGUGUGGACGCUGUUACUGGGAGGUUGAGAGGAUUGGUUGGGUGGGUAUAUCAGUGUCAUAUAAGAGCAUCAGCAGGAAGGGACGGGAUCAGGAUUGUGAGUUCGGUUGUAAUGGUCAGUCCUGGAGUUUGUUCUGCUCUGAUAUCAGUUGCACAUUCUGGCACAAUAACAUAAACACUAAACUUCCUGUAGUCCCUAAAUCCUCAAAAAUAGGAGUGUAUCUGGAUCACAGUGCAGGAACUCUGUCCUUUUACAACGUCUCUGACACAAUGACCCUUAUUCACAGUGUCCACACCGCAUUCACUCAGCCUCUUUAUCCUGGGUUUUGGUUUAAUUAUGCAUUUGGUUCAUGGUUUGCAAAAGCAACACUGUGUGACCUAAAAAUAUAGAAGAUACGGAGAACCCACAAAUAAUAGUCACAUUACAGGUUUAAGCUCCAUGAUAAAUCAGCUUUACGUUGUGUCAACAACACCCCUUAAUGCUCAUUGAUUUUAUGUGGAAUAAUCAUAAUUGACAGUAACAACAUGAAUCAUAUCAAUAAGACGUGUGUGAUUUUUGUGGACAGUUUGUCGGUGUAUGUAAAAUCAUAUGAAUUAAUUUACUUGUUAUUAGAAGUCUUUUAUUAUAGUGUUUACAACAUUUGUGUUUAUUCCUUGACUAUCAAAUGUAAAUCUGACUUUUAAUCUCAGAGAAUUGUUCUCAUAAUGUUUUGUUUUGAACAUUGAAUAGUUACAUAGUACACUUUUAAUAAAACAUUUUUUUUUUAAAUCACACUUCAAUUCUUGGUCUAGAAUUUAAUGCAUAUUACAUACUUUGAAAAGUUUCAAAACAGUGUGUACCUGCUCUGCAAAUUUCCAGCAAAUGUUCAAUAAAUCCAUUGGAU
Xyrauchen texanus (razorback sucker) is the source of this 3603-nucleotide messenger RNA. RefSeq names its product tripartite motif-containing protein 16-like protein. NCBI's taxonomy places the organism in Eukaryota, Metazoa, Chordata, Actinopteri, Cypriniformes, Catostomidae. The coding region runs from base 1280 to 3109 and encodes 609 amino acids. The transcript is spliced from 6 exons. The record is from RefSeq and is a predicted model, not a curated record. Gene Ontology annotation, molecular function: protein binding; zinc ion binding.